AUGACCAGCAAAGAUCUCUUUCACGCCAAUGUGGUGCACCAGCCCAUAUACCAAGACUACGACCGCCCCAGCCGGUCGCUCUGGCAGUCGCUGCGGCGCCGCCAUCUGCUGCACCCCUCCGGCAUCCCUCUCUUCAACCCCGACCGGACCUACCGCAGCCACCGCCCUCUCUCCCCCGCCGAGGCUCGUUCCCUCCCCUCUGACUGGGUGGUCGUGCUGGGGAAGUGGCCAAAGUCGAGGACGCAGGCUAUGGCGAAUUUUGAAGAGGUGGAGGCGGAGGUGGUGAGGCGGUUAGGGCACGAGAGAGUGGUGGUGUUUAACGGGUUGCUGCCGAUUCUUCAAGCGUGCCUGUACAUAGCAGCCCACGGAGCGGCCCUUGCCAACAUGGUCUUCAUGCCGGAGGAAAGCUCGGUGCUCGAGAUUCGCCCUGAGGGUUGCCAUGUGAUCGUGUACCACGCUCUCGCCAGAGCUUGCUCCCUGCGCUACCAUCUCAUUUUCAGCAAGGGUGAUUGGUUCUCGCUGAUUGUGGAUAAUAUGACGAAUGUGGCUGAGGUGCUUGACUCGCUUCAUGCCCGAAUUCAAAAGGAGGAUAAUGGAGGUGUGUCGUUGUACUAA
This is a messenger RNA of Closterium sp. NIES-65, 615 nucleotides long. The record is from the annotation of a GenBank genome assembly. Lineage: Eukaryota; Viridiplantae; Streptophyta; Zygnematophyceae; Desmidiales; Closteriaceae.